Molecule: messenger RNA, 696 nt
Organism: Periconia digitata
Lineage: Eukaryota; Fungi; Ascomycota; Dothideomycetes; Pleosporales; Periconiaceae
Source: the annotation of a GenBank genome assembly
UAUGAUUCCAUAUGAUUUGAUCGCGUUUCUGAAGCAUACACUUAUAUCCCUUAAUUCAUAUCUCCAUUUCCUAUGCGCGUCUUUGCGUACUCAUGAUGAUCUUUCUUAUGCAAUACGAUAUGGUAAUCAGUUCAAUAGGGCAUGCUAUCGUUUCUGAAAAGAUCUACAUCUUAUUUCGCCUAUGUGUUGCCGGCGCGGAUACGAGUACACCCCGACUCCGUGACCCUAUCCGGCAGCUGUGAGAUCCAUGCUGACGAUUUAUAAGGCUACUACUAAGCACCGAGUCCGCUUUUUCCUUACUACACCCUAGCGGUUACUUCUCAAUACACCAAGUUCUCCUAAUCGAGAAAUCGAGAAACCAGCAGCGAAUCCUACCUCUUGUUGCUUGUUUCAAUGCUCGCUAUCGGUAAAGAUAGCAAAGGUUAUAGUAUACAACUUGAUAUGAAAAGCUGCUUAGAUUUAUUACAAGCUCUGGAUGUUGAUGACUCGCUGAGAGACCCCCCUUUUGCUGAAUACUCCAUUCUAGCUUUUUUUAUUUCUACCAACGUCAUUAAGAAACUGGCUACUGUCUUGAAGAGCUCACCCAUACUCUCCGUUUUAAUAUUAAUUAAAUUACGGUGCUUUCGCACCAACAGCUACUGUGAAAAUCAAAUGACUAAGAGUGCGUUGUCGCUCUUAGUCGAGUUACAUGGAUAA